AUGAAACAACAAUACAAGAUUUUAUACCCACACAUAUUACAGAUGCGUAUACGUUUGAAAGAAUUCAACGGUGUCGCCGUAUGGAAAUGGGUGACGAACGAUGACUCCUGUGGAAUCUGUCGAAUGCCAUUCGAUGCUUCAUGUUCCGAAUGUCGUUAUCCCGGUGAUCAAUGUCCGGUGUUACACGGCGAAUGCCGGCACUGUUUUCAUGAACAUUGCAUUAUGAAGUGGAUCAACUCUCAACAGACAAAUAAACUAUGUCCCAUGUGCCGAGGUGAAUGGAAAAGUAUUCCGUAA
Molecule: messenger RNA, 297 nt
Organism: Adineta ricciae
Lineage: Eukaryota; Metazoa; Rotifera; Eurotatoria; Adinetida; Adinetidae
Source: the annotation of a GenBank genome assembly